CGGGCCGGCGGCGGGAUGGCGGCGGCUGCAGCGGCGGGCAUGGGCUCGGCGGGGCCGGGGCCGGGGCCGGGGCCGGGGCCGGGGUCGGGGUCGCCGCCGCCGCGGGGCUGCCCCGUGCCCGCGCGCACCCGCCUGCAGGCUUUCGCCUGGUGCCGCGAGUUCCUGGCCGGGUCCUGGAAGCUCAUCGCGCCGCGCGACUUCGGCAUCAGCCCCGUCAGCGGGGGGCUGAGCAACCUGCUGUACAAAUGCACCCUCCCAGACCACGUCCUGAGCGUGGGGGACGAGCCCCGGCAGGUGCUGCUGCGCGUCUACGGGGCCAUCCUCCAGGGUGUAGACUCGCUGGUACUGGAGAGUGUGAUGUUUGCCAUCCUGGCGGAGCGGUCGCUGGGACCACGGCUGUAUGGGGUCUUCCCCCAGGGGCGCCUGGAGCAGUACAUUCCGAGCCGACGCCUCCGGACCGAGGACCUGCGGGAUCCUGACAUCUCCGGGGAGAUUGCAGUGAAGAUGUCCCGGUUCCAUGGCAUGGUGAUGCCUUUUAACAAGGAGCCCAAGUGGCUGUUUGGGACCAUGGAGGGGUACCUGAAUCAGAUUGCUGAGCUCACUUUUGCUGAGGAGGUUCAGCUGAAGAAGUUAAAUCACCUCAAGGCCUACAACCUACAGGAGGAAAUGCGCAGCCUCAGGGAGCUGCUGGAGUCCACACGGUCACCGGUUGUCUUCUGCCACAACGAUGUCCAGGAAGGAAACAUUCUCCUGCUCUCGGGACGCGAAGCUUCCUCCACAGACAAGCUGAUGCUGAUUGACUUUGAAUACAGCAGCUACAACUACAGGGGCUUCGACAUCGGCAAUCACUUCUGUGAGUGGGUAUAUGACUACACCCAUGAUGCAUGGCCGUUCUAUAAGGCCUCCAUGGAGAACUACCCUUCGCGCCAGCAGCAGCUACACUUCAUCCGACACUACCUCUCAGAAGACUCAGGGCAGCAUGGGGACACCACGCAUGAGGAGCAAGCUUGCAUCGAGGAGGAGAUGCUGACCGAGGUCAACCGGUUUGCUCUGGCCUCACAUUUCUUCUGGGGCCUCUGGUCCAUCCUGCAGGCAAAGAUCUCCACCAUCGAGUUCGGAUACCUGGACUAUGCUCAGAGCCGCUUCGAGGCGUACUUCCAGCAGAAGGUGCUGUGCUCCUGACCGUGGCUCAUGGCCCCAGCUGGCUCCACCCAUUCCCUUCCAACUCUGCCUCCUGCUGCAGCGCCUGGGCCUUGCGCCACGGCAGUGACAUGUGGGGGCCUGGCAUGGACAGCGGAGCUACCCUCCGCAUCCAGGGGCCCUGUCCCUGUCCCUGCCUCCCACAGUGCCACAGCAGGGGCCACAAGGACCACAAGGGCAUGGUGCCCACAGACCAACCUCCCUUGUUCUGCUCCCUCUGCCCCAGCAAGCUGCUCAUCUGGCAUGUCAGCUGUAGUCUGUGGGGGUGGCUGGCUCACUCCUUGGCUGUGGCUGGGGCUGCCCCCUGAGGGGUCUGGUAGGAAAAUGGUUAAUGUAAUGGUGAGGGGGGCAGAGGCAGGGGCUCCCUGAGCACAUUUGGGGACCGCGGACUCCAGCCCACUCCAUCUCCUCAGCAUCGUUUGGUUAUGUUGUCAUGUCAUACGGUUACGGGGGCCUGCAAGUGGGGGACAGGCCUAGUCUUGGGGCCGCCCUGGGCACUUUUUCCAGGGACGGAGACAUCAUGGUCAUAUUACUGUCUGAGAGGCCUGCUCCGUCCCUACCAGGAUUCUGCUGCUGGCCCAGGCUGCACUGCCCAAGCUGGGGGUCUUCUCCCUAUUCCCUACUGCUCUGAGCCCUACAUGCACUAUACUUCCUGCCUCUUCCCAAGCCCAGGCUUCAUGGCACCAUCCUAGCCCUGCCUUCCCUUGGGCUGUCAGCACAUUGUCCCCCCUGCCUCAGUCUGUCUGCCUCCCCUGUGGAACACCCCUGUCCUCCUGCACCGAGGGGCUUCCUGCUGCAGGCACUGGCACUGGCAUUGCCUUGGGCCCCCAGUGUGCUUCAGCCAUGCUCCAGCAUCCUCCCAGGCAGGGCACGCCCUGCUCACCUGGGCCCCAGGCUGUGGGCAACAGGGGCAUGUGUAGAUGGCUCCGGCAAAGGCAGGCCCAGACUGACUGCUGCCCAAGGGUGACCCGCCUGGCCCUAUGCCUCCUGCUGGCUCGGCUUGAGAGCAGUUACUGCAGGUGGGGCUGGGGCAGCAUGCAGUGGUGCAGGGUGGGGGCUCCCAGGUUGUGCUGCCAGCAGGGGCUGUGGGGCAGGGUGGCUGCAGCCUGUGGCCGUGCCCUAAAGAUAGGUCCCAGAGCUAUCUGGGCUUCUGUAAGCUUUGUCUACCAACAUAUGCCUGCAGGUCCCAUGUGCUCAGGCCACAAAGCUCCGUGCAGCACCCCUGCCCCAUCCCCAUGGGCCAGAGACUGAAUGUAACCCAUAAUAAGACCAAUAAAUGCUCCAGCAGCUUUGUGUGAA
This is a messenger RNA of Alligator mississippiensis (American alligator), 2499 nucleotides long. RefSeq names its product choline kinase beta (gene CHKB). Gene Ontology annotation, cellular component: cytoplasm. The record is from RefSeq and is a predicted model, not a curated record. Gene Ontology annotation, molecular function: ethanolamine kinase activity; choline kinase activity. The transcript has 11 exons. Lineage: Eukaryota; Metazoa; Chordata; Crocodylia; Alligatoridae. Gene Ontology annotation, biological process: CDP-choline pathway; phosphatidylethanolamine biosynthetic process. The coding region runs from base 16 to 1182 and encodes 388 amino acids.